This is a messenger RNA of Ceutorhynchus assimilis (cabbage seed weevil), 3144 nucleotides long. The record is from the annotation of a GenBank genome assembly. Lineage: Eukaryota; Metazoa; Arthropoda; Insecta; Coleoptera; Curculionidae.
GCGCCUUCAGGGAAUUUAUAGCUAAACACAAAAACGUUUUUUUCAUUAACUAAAAUAUUUUUCGACAAUGAUCUAACGUGAGAAGAUAAAUAAUAAUAAUGCUUCUUUAUUUCAGGUUUCAAUUCUAUUAGUCUUCUACUUCUAUAUUAUAAUAAUCAUUGCUCAAGAUACAAAUAAAAUACAACUUCAAAAAUCUCAACCAUAUAAGUCUCAAGAUUUAAAAGCUUCAGCUUCCGAAUAUGUCGGCCUCAAAUACCUACCUCCAACCAGAGGCCAUGCCAGAAGCUGUUACGACUGCAACAACGAGCCUUGGAUACCAAUAGUAGGCCGAAGCAUGAAUUUUCCACACUUUAAAGAAAAACCCCAACUUUCCAAUAAACAUUUCAACUUGCACCAUCCUCCUAUAGACCAAUACGGAGCUCCGCAAGGUUUAUUCGACUUACCUCCUGCAGGACAAGUCGUUGAUUUUAUGCUACCGCCACCAUUUCCAAGUGGAAGAAUUCCAACAGGACCAGGAUUUUAUCAUCAGCAAUCAUUUGGAUUAAGUAAUAUAAUAUCACCUCCACCAUUACCAAGAAAUUAUAAUAGGCAUACAACUCAUUUGAGGCCAGUUUCUCAACACUUUCAACCUCCUGGCAUACACAAUUUACCAUUGGAAAACAAUCUACCUCCAGUAUUACCUAGCGAUAGCUACGGAAGACCUUUACGAAACAACUUUGCCGAGCCCAUUACUUUAGCUAGCGAGGAGAAUUUGCUAACUGAUGUCCAAGUUGUCCCAAGCUUAAGAAUUGCUGAUUAUACAGCUUCAAUUGAACAUCCCAUUAAUCUCAUUCAAUCGCCCAUUUUGGAUUUAGACAUCAAAGAUCAUGAGGCUAUCAACAGGCAUGUGCAAGAUUCAGUUGAAGAUUCAAGCCGAUUACUAAGUGAAAAUCCUAUUGUUGUUGAUGAUACUCAUACGAGUGCAACUAAUAUCAACACCACCACAUAUUAUGAUGAUAAGCCUGAAAUUGAUUUGACUGAUAACCUAAUAAAGAAGCUUAUUUUAGAGCAAAAUAUUAUAGAGGAUCCUAAAGCUCAAAUUGUAGGUAUCAAAAAGGGCUUUAUUAAUCCACAAAAUACACAAAUGAACCUAAAUGUAGUACAGCCUUCGGUGAAUUACUACAACACUUUACCAACUGUUAUGGUACCGCCAUCGCAACCUUCAACAUGGUUAAGCCCAGUGAACCAAAGUUACAUCAAAACUAAAAAUAAGCUUCAAAUAAUUGUUCCAUAUAUGAAUCCCCCUACUGCAAUCUAUAAUAGAGAUUAUUCCACUUUGGCUCCUGUUUUUGUGCCUCCUGCAAUUGGAUCAACUCAAUCUAGCACUGAGGUUUACAAUAUAAAAGACUUCCUUGUGAAAAACGGAUACAAUUUGCAAAAAAAUAUCGACGAUUGGACUCAUCAAGCCUACUCCAACAAGUUCAAAUACACCACAACAAAACUGGCACAUGUGAAGCAUAUUCCUGGUGAAUAUUUCACUACAACACCCUUGCCUGAUUUGGACCAUGUGGCUUCUAGCAGUGAAAACAGGGACUUUAUUGCAAAUAAUUUGAUUGUGAAAGAAUCCAGUACAAAACCUAGUGUUCGUUUUGUUGUGCGCAAACCUCCAACACCUUCUUGGCAGGACAACAAAGUCCUUUUAUCAAAUUCGACGCAUGAGAAAGUUUACGUAGUAACUCCUCAAAGUUAUCAUUUGCCAGUCACAAGUACUCCUGCUACUGGUUUCAGUAUGGCUCCUAGAAUCCAAAACGGACAAGUCAACAAUGCUAAUACCAUGACUAAGAUAAGUGUACGGAUCGAGCCACCUAGCGAGAAAAGUUUUAGGGAGUUGAAGCCUCUUAAGGUGGUUUACAGCGAGUGGCCUCAUUUGAUCAAUGAUUUGGCAACUACAACUACACCAAGGCCGACUUCCAGGCAUCCGCUUUUUGGUUUGAUGGAUUUGGCUCCUUAUACUUUGGGAAGUUCCGCUGUAGAAACUAUUAGUGGACAUUCAAAGGUUUCGACGGUUUCGAUUUCGAGCACCACACCGAUUACACCCACCAGCGACAUUGUGAAGAUUAGUUCAAAUAAUUAGUUUAUUAAUUUAUUAUUUUGUAUAUAGAAAUUGUUUUGCCUAAGUAAUUAAGACACAAAAAUGUAAAUAAGUACAAUAAUUUUAUUGCAAUUCUUAUAAAUAAUCAUACAAACACUAGUUUUCAAUUAUUUAAACUGCCUUGUUUUUUUUUUUCGUUAAUAAUAUCACAUUUCCGAAUCAAUUUGUAGGUUUUAGUAAUAUCAACAUUUGAAUUUUCUUGGGUGGAGCUUAAAAACCAUGAGUGUAGAUCUCUAAUUCAAAGCUCAUUUGGUUCUAUUCCCAGAGGGUGGAGCUUUAAAAUCAUGAGCGUAGCAAUUUUUUUUUUAUAUUACUUCUGCCUACAACAGCAUUUUAGUCACAGUCAUUUUCAAUCAUUCUAAGUUAAAAAUCUUAAGAUUAUUAGAAGAGUUAAAAUAUUAUUGUUUUUAUGUGAAAUAUAGAAAAAAAAAACAAUCUAAAACAUUCUAAGUAUUAUAGGUAUACAGUGCGAUUUUUUAAUUGCCAAUGUCCUAAUAAUAAUUUUGCUUUGGUUGUUUUAACAAUUAAGAUAUUAUAAUGUAAGUAAUCAAAUGAAAAAAUAAUUCUGUAGACUUUUAACUACGCCUCUGUCUUUUAUGAUCCAUCAAUGAGCAGUGGGCGGAGCCAAAAAAACCAUAGGCGUAGUUUAUUUUGGCAUCAUAAGUUUACAACAGUGGUUUUUGAAAUUCCGGCGACAGCUUCGCGGAUAUUUCCAAACAGUUCCAUAGCCGUUCGUGACUGACGUACGGUAGAAUUUUAGCCACUUGCAUUGAGCCCUAAAAAUGUCAACUUGUUAUAACAAGUGAAAUGAAAUAAAAGCAAAAUCCUUACUAAAAACUUCUUCUUUCUACCAGGCUCUUGUCGGAAAUAGACCAAAGCUUCUUUUGGCAUGCCUAUUGUAGAAUGAAGUCCUUUUUUGCUUGGAAUACCCUCAAAGGAACUGGGUGUGCAAUCUAAAUCCAGGCGAAUCAGGCCUUCUUGAAAGUCCAUGGAUACAGAAAGCCAUAUCCAAG